AUGUAUCGGACUUCGAACAAGACUCUGGUGCAUAAUGGUGCCGCUGAUAGUAACACGUUUCUUGAAAAGUUUUACACUGAAUAUUGCUUUUCCUCAAAUAAAAUAGUAAAAUAUAUUAGAGUUAUUUUUUCAUUAGCAAUUGUAUGUUAUGUCCUUACUGUUGAAAUAGUUCUAUGGCAAAUAAAGGCCGCUACUAUUGAGAACAGCUCAGCUGACUUUGUUACGAAUUUUUUAUGGCCGAUGGUGUCAGCAUCCUUGGCAUUGGUGUUAAUAUUAUGUCAACCAUUUCUAAUAUUAUUAUCUUUACUAAACAAGUUUUUUAACGAUAGAUUUGAUAUUGAUAGAUUGGUUAUUAUUACAACGUCGAUUAUGCUAUUUUUGAUAUUAAUACUGGUGUUUAUUGAUGUGGGACCAUUCCACUAUACAAGGAAUAUUUUGACAAAACUAUCUAUUGCAGGUGUAACUUUAAUGGCCAUUCUUUCAGGGAUUGCGACUGUGACAACAACGUACUACACAUUUUUAUAUGUAUGGAGGAAAUAUGUGAUUCGAAAUAAAAAUAAAAGCACCUUGGUCCCAUCAGUAGAUGAUAGAAUAAAUCAAAGAUUUGUAAUCUGGGCUACAGAUGAAGAUAUCAAGGAAAAAUUGAAAAUUUAUCUUUAUAGCAUUAAUGAAAAUAUCGGUCGUAUUGAACUUCUGAAAAAUCAAACCGCUAUACCAACAACUAACUUUGAAAGAACACAACUAAUGGAAUUAGUUGGAUAUUAUCAACUGGAAGUUGGGAGCUUGGAAGCAUUAUUGCGUAAACCGAGAAACAUUCGUCUUUUAAGGCAAAUCUUCGAGGUAGGUUUCAUAAUCUACUGUGUCUACAAAAUUUUGAACACAUUCCUGCUGAGGAUACCAUAUAUGAUAACCAGAAGGAUAACAAAUCCAUUAGAUCCCAUGAGUGCAGACUACUAUGAUCAAAAAGGUAGUUCCGAUCCGUUGGCUGUAACCUUUGCCAAUAUUCUGGAUAUAUUCCUUUUUCGCUUCAAUUAUCAACAUGACUUAGACUCGUUAACAAGGCAGAUAUCGUUACUUCUUUCGACAUCUUUAUUUAUAUGUUCUCUGUCGACUGUUAAUAUGACAAUUUCAUAUCUGUUAGAGCUUUUACCAAUAAGAUUACAAGUUCUAGCAAUGUUUGCAAUGCAGGAUAAUGAGACUGUAAAUGAACUUCCUACUUAUAAAUCAAAAUUAGUGCAUAAGGCUCCAUCGAUCAUUAAGAAUCUCAUUGUAUCGGAAUUGACCGGUAUCUAUGUUAUUGCCACAACGUUAAUGGUACGAUCUAAUUUACCAUUCGAUGUCUCCACCAAAUUACGUGAAUUGCUAGGUGAGAAGUUCACAGUUCCUAACGUAGCAAUAGAUGACUGGUUUGAUGAGAUCUUUGCCACAUCAUGUGUGCUUACAGCCUGCUUUAUAAUAUUCGUUGAGAAGACUUUGAAAUCUGUCAAAUGA
Naumovozyma dairenensis CBS 421 is the source of this 1491-nucleotide messenger RNA. RefSeq lists its product as uncharacterized. Gene Ontology annotation, cellular component: membrane. NCBI's taxonomy places the organism in Eukaryota, Fungi, Ascomycota, Saccharomycetes, Saccharomycetales, Saccharomycetaceae. The coding region runs from base 1 to 1491 and encodes 496 amino acids. The transcript has a single exon. The record is from RefSeq and is a predicted model, not a curated record.